Messenger RNA from Synchiropus splendidus (mandarinfish), 2430 nucleotides. It is a transcript of the gene plekha2, whose product is annotated as pleckstrin homology domain containing A2. Gene Ontology annotation, cellular component: membrane; cytoplasm. Bases 209 to 1480 code for a protein of 423 amino acids. NCBI's taxonomy places the organism in Eukaryota, Metazoa, Chordata, Actinopteri, Syngnathiformes, Callionymidae. The transcript is spliced from 12 exons. Gene Ontology annotation, molecular function: PDZ domain binding. The record is from RefSeq and is a predicted model, not a curated record.
UGCAGGCCCGCAGAUCACAUCCGGGGCUGGUGAGCGCUAUUAGCCCUUCAGUCCGACCCGGAAAACGCACACCGCUGUCUUUCUGCUCGACCCCGGAGCUUCAAGCCAAACUCGCGGACAAACUUCCGAGAGAGUCGCGGAGAAGUUGCUCGGCGAUGUUCGAGAGACUCGUCCAAGUGUCGCGGUGAUAUGUGCUAGCAGCAGCAGGAUGCCGUAUGUGGACCGGCUGAACCGUGUUUGUGGCUUCCUGGACAUUGAGGAGAAGGAGAACAGUAGUCGUUUCCAGAGGCGAUACUUCAUCCUGGACACGCAGGGAAAUGUGCUGCUGUGGUACAUGGACAACCCACAGAACCUGCCCAGUGGAGCCAGCUUUGUGGGCAGCCUGAGACUAACCUACAUCUCCAAGGUGAGCGAGGCGACAGCCAAGCAAAAGCCCAAGACGGAGUUCUGCUUCGUUAUCAAUGCAGUGUCCCGGAGAUACUUCCUGCAGGCCAACGAUGUGAUGGACAUGAAGGACUGGGUGGCUGCGCUCAACAAGGCCAGCAAGAUCACUGUUCCUAAAUCUGGUUCUGCAUCUUCAAGGCCCAAUGUGAGCAGCACCAACAGUGACCACCAGGGCGGACAGAGGCAGCACGCCUACAAGGCGGAGAUCGUUGGUGGUGUGGUGGUGCACACUCCUAUCCAGAAUGAAGCGGAGGAGGUGGAGGGGAAAGCGAGACCAGGUGUGGUGAAGUGCGGGUACUGCGUCAAGCAAGGGAACGUGAGAAAAAGCUGGAAGAGAAGGUUCUUCACUUUGGACCACAGCUCGGUCUGUUACUACAAGUCUGAGACGGAGAAGGAGCCGCUCCGAUCCAUCCCACUGAGAGACAUUCUGAAGGUGCACGAAUGCCUGGUCAAGUCAGGUGAUCUUCUGCUGAGAGAUAACCUGUUUGAGAUCAUCACAAGCUCUAGAACAUUCUACAUUCAGACUGAUUCUCCGGGAGAGAUGCAUGACUGGAUCAGGGACAUAGAGAUGAAGAUUCAGGAUUUCAGAGGUCCACGGAAGGGAAGUCUUUUUCAGAGAGCGCCCUCUGUCAGUGGAAGCCAGAACGCUUCCUCUGACUGCCGCGGCCAACUGGGAGAGGAGCGGCGCCCUACUCUGAACAAGUCCCUUUCCGUGGCGCCGGGCUGGCAACCGUGGACGCCGGUGCCUCCGGGAGACGCCUUCAUCCUGGAUGGAGAUGAUGACGACUGCGCUUUUAGCUGUGCUCCAGCUGCACCUUCCCACUCCUCGUCCUCCACCUCCUCUUCUACCUCUUCAUCCUCUAACUCCCUGUCAGCUCCGGUCAGCGCACCUCCUGUUACGUCAUCCAGUGGACUGGGGAUGCUGGCGGGGUCGAGCGACGCCGCCCGUGCACGUCGCAGGCACCGCUCACACCCGCAGCCUCACACGUUCUCCUUCAACCUAGACGACGACAGCAUCCGGACCACGGACGUCUGACUCUAGUGGUUUAACCUGUUGGUACUUGUUUUGAGAUAGACGUGUACCCAACUAUUGAACUAAUACUGUGAUCACCCUUUCAAUACAAGUGCCUCUUAUUGGCGCCCCCUGCAGGUCGCGGUGCAGUGUUGCGAAGGUGUUUGGAUGAAAUGGGACCAGUGUUCGACGUUCACGUCACUGUGAAUGUAAAUGAUGGAGGAUUAGUUUUAGUUCUAUUUUUUUUUUUUUAGCAAGGCAAGAAACUUGAAUAAUUGAAGGUGAUCUAAAAAUUAAUGGCACAUCUUUUAAUCUUUUGCACUUUUCCAUUCAUUUAAAAACUAUUCACAGUAUUUAAAACUCAAAUAUUUCCAGUGCGUGUUCAGAAAAAUGACCUGUAAUAUUUUGAAUUCAUGAUAUUGUCUGUUUUUAUUAACAAGCAUUUCACAGACGGUCUUAUUCAUUAAAAGUAUUUGGUAGGUUUCAUGUGUUAUAGGUACAAACUGGUACAACAAUGGAGGUUUUAUGGCGCAGCACUUGUCGAAUGUGGUUUUUUUUUUGUAUUGUCAAUUGUGUAGCAAAUAAUUACCACCAACGGUCAUAUUCAUAAUACAAAACCUCAAAAGCUAUUCUAUUGGUACUUUUUAACUGGUUAUUGAAUUUAAUUUACAUAUUUUGCCUUCUGUUAAAAAAAAGACAAAACAAUUUUGCACGCUCAAUAAGUCAUGUUUCCAUUUUUGUUUUUUGUUUUGAUGAUGUUUUAUUCUCUAUACCUGCUCACAUGUUACUGUAACACAACUCACAGAAGGUAUGUGUAAAUGGUACAACUCUUUCAGGUUUGUCUGGUGUGUUCACUUGUCUGCAUAAGCAUGCCAUUCCUUUGACUUCUUGUCCAUUAAAUAUAGUGUUUUUUACAUUUUUCCUGCUUUUUAUUAAAUGAUGUCCCUUCACAGUUCUAAGAUUUAUUGACAGCC